Messenger RNA from Stegodyphus dumicola, 5179 nucleotides. Its product is annotated as FERM, ARHGEF and pleckstrin domain-containing protein 1-like. Gene Ontology annotation, molecular function: guanyl-nucleotide exchange factor activity. Gene Ontology annotation, cellular component: cytoskeleton. Lineage: Eukaryota; Metazoa; Arthropoda; Arachnida; Araneae; Eresidae. The record is from RefSeq and is a predicted model, not a curated record.
UUGAGCAAUACUAAAAAUGACUUCGACUAUAGCUACUGUUUGUGUUUCUCUUCUUGCUUGUGUCUCAAGGGCUUUUGAAGUUUUUUUUUUUUUUAUUAUUUUUUCAUAACUUAUUGGUCACGCUAUUGUUAGGCAAUUAAGAUCAUUUAUCCCUGUAAGACAGCCGAAUAGAAUUUCAUACUUAUGUUCCUCUUUACGUGAAAUAGGUUGCCGCAAUUAUUUUUGGCAGGACUGGCAUCAACUAUAGUUUGGCGGUUUUUUUACGGUCCUGAAAACGGAAUAGUACCUAAUCUCAUACAAUUCUGUUACAGUUUUAUAUUUCUAUAAAAAAUGUCAUCACCUCAUCACACAUCAUCUGAACAUUCCAAGAGACAAGAUGGCAAAGCCGUACCUGUUCAGAAAAGCCGAAAAAUCAUGAAUGUUACAGUCUAUUUUUUAGAUGAUUCUAGCCAUGUAUUUCAGUUACAGAGUAAAAACCUUGGCAGUGUCUUGUUUGAAAAAGUUUGUAAAUUUCUUAACCUGUUAGAAGUUGAUUAUUUUGGCCUUGAAUAUGAAGAUGAUAAAGGAAUUAAGUGCUGGCUUGAUGCUUUGAAGCCAUUAUGUUCUCAGAUAUCAACUUCAUUUCCUACUAUGUAUUUCUGUGUUAAAUUCUAUACUCCAGAUCCUGUGCAAUUAGAAGAUGAAUUUACAAGGUACUUGUUUAGCCUGCAAGUAAGAAAAGAUUUAGCAGCUGGCUUAUUACAGUGCAAUGAUAAUACUGCAGCAGUUAUGAUCUCUUAUAUUAUUCAAGCUGAUAUUGGAGAUUUUAAUCCAGAGAAGUAUGCUGACAGUUCAUACUUAUCAGGUUACAAGUUUAUUCCAUAUCAGGAUGCUGAGCUUGAAAGGAAGAUCAUGGACAACCAUAAAAAAAUUAUUGGCCAAACUCCAGCUGAAGCUGAUUUAAAUUUAUUGGAAACUGCCCGGCGAUGUGAGUUAUAUGGGAUCAAAAUGACUCCUGCAAAAGAUCAAGAGGGUGUUCCUCUAAAUCUUGCAGUUGCACAUCUAGGCGUUUUAGUGUUCCAGAAUUUUACAAAGAUUAACACAUUUUCUUGGGCUAAAAUACGAAAAUUGAGCUUUAAAAGAAAAAAGUUCCUUAUUAAGCUGCACCCUGAAGGAUAUGGUUAUUAUAAGGACACAGUCGAAUUUUUCUUUGAAGGUCGAAAUGAAUGCAAAAAUUUCUGGAAGAAAUGCAUUGAGAAUCAUACUUUUUUUCGAUGUACAGAUGCAAAACAGGGAAUGCGUCAAAAGCCCAAAAUUUUUAGCAGAGGCUCUUCGUUUAGAUAUAGUGGACGUACACAAAAGCAAGUUUCAGAAUUUGUAAGAGAAAAUUGUUUUACCAGACAGCCAUUUAAGCGCUCUACAAGUCUUCGGACACCAUCUUCACCUUCAAAAAGUGCUGGUACACCCAUAUCUCCUCAGCCUUUGUUACCUGUGACAAGUCUUUCAUGUGGAUCCAUAUCAGAUAUUUCCAAGGAUAGAGCCCCUUCUCAAAAGACAUUUUCUACUUCCGAGCCAACAACGCCCCAUGUUGCCCAAGACCUCAGUCACACUCUUAAUGGUGACUGUUCAAAACCAUUGGAUGCACAAGCUAAAGGUUUGGUAUCAUCUGAUUUUGAAAGUGAACAAGGUUUCCAAAGUCCUGACUACUUUACUCAGGAUACAGAUGAUAAUAUUUCUCAUGAUUCCUAUCAUGUCUUAGAAAAAGAAGCUCAGAAAACUAACACAGAUUGCAUGCUUACUAACCUUGAUAACAUUUCAGACUCUAAAGUUACUGAAUCUGAAGUUGUGAGUACAAUGCUUACAAAUGGGACCAAAGAACAUAUUGAAAGCUCUGAGAAAGGAGUAUAUUCAGACAACUGUGAGGCUAUAUCAUUUUUGGAAAAUAACAAUAAUAAUUUAGAAAAUUCAUUCAUUAAUAACUUUCAAAACAACCUACAAAACAAGGAACAUGUUACCAAACUAACAGAUUACAAGUUUUCUUCAGAAAAUAGGCAAUGUUUGGAGGAAAAUCAUGUACUGAAUGGCACGCAGUUUUCAACAUCUGUUAAAGUGCAAGCAUUUACAGAACAAAGUCCUGAUAGAAAUCGACAGAAUUCUGAUGUCUUUAAGAGUAUCUUGGAAGAUAGUCAGGAAAUAACAGAACAGAAUUCAGCAGCAAAUGAACAACAUUCUGAACGAAAUUCAUUUGGAGAAAACUGCAGUUUGCAAAAUGAAUCGCCACAGACAUUUGGGUCUUCAACAUUCUAUGUUAGUAGUCCUUUCGGUGUCAGGUUGGGUAGUAAAAAAAUCCCAAGUGAUAAAAUAUAUUGUUUAGCUAAGGAAUUACUGAUGACUGAGCGUACAUAUAGAAAAGAUCUUGAAAUAGUAAAUGUUGUAUUUCGAGAAGAAUUUUCCAAGCAAAUGAAAACGUCAUGUGCUGCAAUAGAACAAAUGCUUUCAAUCAUUGACCCUCUGUAUGAAAUUCAUUGCGAACUUUUAAGAGAUCUCGAACAGAGAAUGGCAUUUUGGGAAGGAAGGCCAAUGAAUAGGUUGCAGAAUGGUAUAAGAGGAAUUGGGGACAUACUUCUCAAUCAUAAGGAAAUGAUUAAUUUGCAUUCUACAUAUUUAAAAAGAUUGCCAGAAGUUUUGGAGCUUAUAUUUAAGGAGUUAUCCUGCAAUCAGCAAUUGUCACAAAUUUACCAGCAAUUUGAAAGUCACAAGAUAUGCUAUUUGCCUUUGACAUAUUUUUUCAUUCGCCCUGCCUUCCGCUUGGCUUAUUAUAGUAUGCUUUUAAAAUGUUUAUUAAGCUGCUAUGAUAUGCAUCACAUAGAUUAUGCUAAUUGUAUAGAUGUAUUAGAAGCAUUAGAGACUGCAUGUGCAAAUGCUGAGGAUCAAUUACCAUCAUUGGUCAAUUGUACAAAACUUAUGGAACUGCAGCGCAGUUUGAUUGGGUUCCCUAAUUUACUGGACAAAAACAGGGAUUUCAUGCGAGAAGGUUGUUUGCUUAAAUUUUCAAGAAAUGGCAGUCAUCAGCAUAUGUUCUUUCUUUUUUCUGAUAUCCUACUGUAUACUACACGAGUUCAUAAUGGACAGUUGAGAUUCAAAGUGCAAGGCCAACUCUCCACAUCUGGUCUCAAAGUUGAAAAGACCGAGCCAAAAUUUGGGGUCAGUUAUUGUUUGGCAUUAUGCAAUGCUGAAAAACACCUGGUUAUAGCAGCCUCAUCUGAAAGAGAGUAUACAAAGUGGCUUGGGGAUUUGCAGAAAGUGGUUGAGAAUGCUAAAAAUCAUCAGAAUGGCAUCCAUAAUUCAUCUAGUCAGACAUACAAAGCUCUAGAAGAAAAAUAUGAAUCUAGUGAUGAUGCAGAUGACUAUUCAGUACAGAAAAGUGAGAAGUCAAUUACUCAUCAUAUUAACACCUCCAUCCAUGUUUGCUGGCAUCGGAAUAUUAGUAUAAGUUCGCUUGAUUUGCAGCUUUCUAUAAAACACAGUCUUAGUGGUUAUCUGCUGCGAAAGUUCAAAAAUAAUAGUGGAUGGCAGAAAUUGUGGGUCGUUCUUGCAAACCUGUGUUUAUUUUUAUAUAAUACAUAUUUGGAUGAAAGUCCAUUGGCCAGUCUUCCUCUUGCUGGGUACAAGAUUUUGAGUACUUCUAACAGUGAUCCAGUAGUUGGAGACACUAUUUUCAAACUCCAGUUUAAGAAUCAUGAAUAUUUCUUCAUGGUGGAAAACAAAUAUACGUUUGAAAGAUGGGUGGAGGCCAUUAAUAUGUGUACUUUAACAGAAGAAGAAACUACACGGCUGUGACAAGCGUUUAAAUUUUCGUGGAAGCAUCUGUGAUUCAGAUUUUAUUCUAUGCUGCAAAUGUUUAAACUUUGUUUAGCAGCAUUUAAAAUAUGAGAGUGUACAAAGUAUUUAAUUAAUAUUGGAUGCAGUUAAUAUAUUUUAUGUAGUUUUAUAAAAAAAAGAUUAGUAACCAAAUUCUAAAAGUAGUAUUUAGCAGAACUGCCAAGUGUGUGAAAUAUUUUUUAAUGAUGUUUUUAGUAUUUCCCAAGCAUUUUUUACAUAUAUCUAAGCUGUCACCUUUUUGCUUCAAUUGACAAUUUUUAAAAAUAUUUAUUUUUAUGCAGGAGGGUUUUAUUUUCUAUCACUACUCCUGCUGUACAAUUUUCUGAAAAUAUUUAUUACUUUUCUAACAUAUUUUAAAAUUUUUUUUAAUUUGAAACUUAAAUUGCUGUAUGCAUAUAUUAGCUGCAUGUUUGUAUAAUCCAAUCUUUAUUUUUGAAACAGUAUAAAUGACAAAAAAAAAAAAAGUUUUAGGGUUGUGUCAAGGGACGAGAGUAGAGAAAGGAAUAUGCAAUAUAUGACAGCAAAUUCCAAAUAAAGGGUUGAGUGGAUGACUAAGUCUUACUUCUGAGUAUCUGCUCAGUGAGCAUAAAAAUGAGAUGGAAUUACACAGUAAAACUGCAAGUAGCAUUGUGCUUCAUAAGCAGUUUCAUUCUGCUGAAGAAAAUUAGAUCGAGCAGCAAGAAAAAAGGCCAUUAAUAGGGUAAGGUUGCUCAAGGCGUACCCCUUAAAAAAAACCUGCAUAACAAUGAGUAUUUAGCAAAUAUGUAAAAAUUAUAUUUGCUAUUCGAUGCUAGUGUAAAUAUUGUUUUUAUUUAUUAGAACGAAUCUAAAAAAUCUUUGUGUUGUCAUGUAAAUUAAUCUAAAUUUUAAAAAAAGUUGCAAAGGUACGACUUACAAAACCAGUGUCCUAAGUGGUACCACCUAUGGCUUAAGUCGUCUAGAGUUGUAUUGCCUUUCUUCUUUUUAAUCUGUAAUGUUGUUUCCUGUUUAAUGAUUGCAUCUUUCUUUUUUUUUCAUUGCAUUUUUUACAUUUUCUUUAUUCACACUUGACGUUAUUUCGACUGCUGGGGUUACGCUUCUACGGUUUCCGGUUAUCAUAUUUGGAAUCAGACAUAAUGCAUCUAACUGCUGUUUAUAUGGUUUGAAGUUGAAGGAAUUGUGAUAAGAUCCAGUUGCUUCUUCUUCUUGGGUUUUUUGUUGUUGUUUCUUGUGCUGGAUGAGUUUCAUUACUCACAACUUGAUCUGCAUUUGUGCGCAAAGACUCUUCAAUCAUUGAAUCUUUCAUUGGAGUGCAAAAAUCUUCAUCCUGAAAUUUAAA